CAAAGCCUGAUUGGCAGCGCUAGGCCCAGCCCGGCCCGACCCGCCAGCGCUCGGCCCAGCCAGGAAAGGCUCAGCCUGAACCCAAGCCCGGGAAGGAGUCGACACGCACCCCCGCUAUCGACCUCCGCCAGCCCGACGCAAUCACCAGGUGUCUCCAUCAUUUAGGUGCUUCCAACUGAUUGCAACCAAAGGGUGAUCGACGUCCAUACAUGCUGAAAAUAACUAUUUUAAAAGCUUAUUGAAAGUUUGAAGGAAGGUCGAGCUAAGAUUAAGCAGUGACCAAUGAAAUUUGCAGACCAUGGAUGAAGAUGUAGGAGGGCUCGACCUGCAGCAACAAGAGCCCAAGGUGAUUUUUGAUAACACAGUUCACGAAGUGACUUCUGAAGAUAUCGAUGGGCACCAUAUUUUUGUGGAAGUUCAAGAUACUAUCUUUGUAGAUUCCAAUAUUGCCUCUGGAUCCCACUUUGUCUCUGAUGACACAGACUCUGUCGUAAUACAGGAUGCCAUUGAAGAUGUUGUGACUGAAGAUGUCCACUGUCCUGAUAUUAUUGAGGAGCCAGAAACUAUAAUUAUUCCUGAGCAAGUACUGGACACAGAUGUUGCCACAGAGGAAAAUUUGACCACAAUUCCUGAAGACGUUUUGACGUCUGAUAUUACCUCGGAGGCGAUGUGUGUAGCUGAACAUGUAUUGACAAGUGAGUCGAUACAUGUGUCUGAUAUGGCGACUGAUGAACACGUUGCAGUCACAGAAGCUGAAAUGGUCGCAGACACCUUGUUACCAGAUGUAGAAGAGGUUCUGGUGGCGGACUCUGCUGUGGAGACUGUGAUCGAUACACGCAGUUUACAUGUUCAGAGGCAGGAGACGGUUCCUGUAACCAUCGAGGCACCUGUAGGAAAUAAAGGCACUAGAGAAGAUUAUUUAAUGAUUUCCUUGGAUGACGAUGGAGGAAAGGUUGGUCAUGGAGGAAAUGGUGAGCUGAAAAUUGAAAGUGGACUAUCAGCCCAGAGUGAACAUUUAAAAGAAGAUGACACCUGCAGUGAUGUUAUUAAAGUUUACAUUUUCAAGGCAGAUGAUGGCGAUGAUGAUUUGGGCGGAACCGUGGACAUCGGCGAAAGUGAAGCUGACAAUGAUCAUGGAGUCGGAAUACUGGAACAGGGCAACAUGGGCAGAAUAUCACGAGAGAAAAUGGUUUACAUGACUGUUAAUGAUCCUAAUCAGGAGGAUGAGGAUAUGAUGAACACAACACAACAUGAGGAGAACUGCUAUCUUCAAGCAAAUUGUGCUGACAUUGCAGAUGAAGUUUACAUGGAAGUCAUAGUUGGGGAAGAUGAAGCAACGGUGGGCCAUGAACAGCAAGUUGAAGAUACUGAUAUGAGCAAAACAUUUGUUCCUGUUGCUUGGGCUACUGCAUAUGGUAACAGUUCGGAUACUGUGGACAAGAAUGAAACUGUCAGCCACCUCCUACAGGCAGAUGGAACAACUGAGCUUUCUAGGCUGGUAAAACCAAAGUCAAGGAAAAGGAAGAGACUUGAAAGUAGACAGUAUCAGACAGUGAUGGACAGGAAUUUGCUGCGUGCUGACCACCAACUGAAGCUUCUGUCUCCAGCAAUCAUCAUAGGACCUGAUGGCCAUCCUAUAACUGUUUAUCCAUGCAUGAUCUGUGGGAAAAAGUUUAAGUCCAGGGGCUUUCUGAAAAGGCACAUGAAAAAUCAUCCAGAGCAGCUGACCAAGAAAAAAUACCAAUGUACAGACUGCGAUUACACUACCAACAAGAAAACUAGUUUACACAACCAUCUGGAAACCCACAUGCUCAUGAAUAAAGUAGAGAAGACCUAUGAAUGUGAUGAGUGUGGCAAGAGGUUUACUCACCCAGCAGCUCUGGUUUCCCAUAAAUUGGUUCACCAGGAAAAGGGAGCCACAAAGAUGCACAAGUGCAAAUUUUGUGAUUAUGAGACUGCAGAGCAAGGGCUCCUGAACCGCCACCUCUUGGCUGUGCACAGUAAGAAUUUCCCUCACAUAUGUGUGGAGUGUGGAAAGGGUUUUCGCCAUCCGUCAGAACUGAGGAAACACAUGCGAACCCACACUGGGGAGAAACCCUACCAGUGCCAGUACUGUGACUAUAAGUCAGCAGAUGCCUCCAACCUCAAAACCCACAUGAAGACAAAGCACAGCAAAGAUCUGCCAUUCAAGUGUGAGAACUGUUUGAUGACAUUCACGGAUGCCAAAGAACUGCAGAAGCAUGCGGCCAUUCAUCAGGGACACAAAACCCACCCGUGUACACAUUGCGAUCACAGAAGUUCCAACUCCAGUGAUCUGAAGCGCCAUAUUAUUUCAGUCCACACUAAGGACUAUCCUCACAAGUGCGAGGUAUGUGACAAGGGUUUUCAUCGACCCUCGGAGCUCAAGAAACACAUGUCAACUCACAAGGGUAAAAAACUGCACCAGUGUCGGCACUGUGACUUUAAAAUUGCAGAUCCAUUUGUUCUUAGCCGACAUAUUCUUUCAGUCCACACCAAGGAUCUACCGUUCAGAUGUAAACGUUGCAAAAAAGGCUUUCGUCAACAGGUUGAGCUCAAGAAGCAUAUGAAGACCCACAGUGGCAAAAAAGUUUAUCAGUGUGAGUACUGCGAGUAUAGCACUACCGAUGCAUCAGGCUUUAAGCGACACGUUAUUUCCAUUCACACAAAGGACUAUCCCCAUCGCUGCGAUUACUGCAAAAAGGGCUUCCGAAGGCCUUCAGAAAAGAACCAACAUAUUUCUCGACAUCACAAAGACGCUGUUUUGGUGGAAGGGUUGGCAUGAACUACUUUCAAUUUAAGUGCUUCUUUUACAUUCGUUGUACAAAAAAGGAAUAUUUGUGUCCUUUCAUUGUUAAUGACUUGGAAACUUAAAUUCAUGCUGAUUACUGAACUAACUAUUCUCUCCAUUGUAGUGUGUCAUGGAUUGGAGCUUCAGCUUAAUAUGUAAAGUUGUAUGUCCUCUGUCUUGGAAAUCCAUUAAAUGGACAUUUUUUUUGGCAACAUGGUGUCAACUCCUUUAGGAGAUGAAAGUAAUAGGCUAGUUGUAAUCAGUCAGCUGCAGUUCACGGUCCCCGCCAUUAUAAUUACCGGACCCAAGAUUAGCUAUUAUAUUCAAGAACAAUUUCGCUUCAUAUGAUUAUCGAUGGAAAACAUGGCAAUUUAUCAGUUUGUCUUAUUGCUCAGUUUUGUUGGCGUGCUACAGUUUAUGUGCUUGCUCGCUAACUGGCUGAACACAUUUUCAGCAUAUUCUUCUGUAUAUUGAAACUUCCUUUCGUUUGAGCUGUAGUUAUAUUUUCCAAUAUGCUUCUGAAGCUGCAAUGUAAUAUGGUAAUAGUGUGUUUUCCAUCUUUAUUUGAAUCUCAAUUUUUAUUACAAUUCCAUGUUUUAAAAAGGAAAAACCUUCAGUGAUAUGAUGUUGAGCCUCAAGGCCUCCGCCUUACUGCAUUUACUUGUAUUUCCAAGUGUGCAUCAUUCCUCUGUAUUGUAUGGUCUAGCAAUGCAUCGUGGUGGCAGAAUUAUCUCAGCUAAUUUACUUUUCCAGAAAUUGUGUAAAAAGAAUGACAUUAUUCAUGUUUUUACAAGUGUACACAUUUUUUCCCAAAAUUAUAUUUUGCCAAUGUCUGUAUCUUGUAUAAAUAAAACAAAUAGCACU
Messenger RNA from Leucoraja erinaceus (little skate), 3673 nucleotides. Its product is annotated as zinc finger X-chromosomal protein-like. Gene Ontology annotation, molecular function: DNA binding; metal ion binding. Gene Ontology annotation, biological process: regulation of DNA-templated transcription. The coding region runs from base 299 to 2803 and encodes 834 amino acids. The transcript has 12 exons. NCBI's taxonomy places the organism in Eukaryota, Metazoa, Chordata, Chondrichthyes, Rajiformes, Rajidae. The record is from RefSeq and is a predicted model, not a curated record. Gene Ontology annotation, cellular component: nucleus.